AUGCCCUCUUCGGGCGGCUUCAACGGACCACGACGACCAUGGGUUCCCUCGAUAGCUGAAGUAUUUAGCUCUUCGAUGUAUUGUGCUGGCGCACAUGAAAGGGCUGCGAGUAUGGUUUCUGAUAGCAAUAUCCAAUCGACGACCAGGAUGGGUCAUCCAAACUUGACCUCCUCGGUGCCAACCAGUUCUCGAAACGACGCACCCAUCGCUGAUCAAACCGUCCUUGCCGUUACAUGCGACAAGUUGACCUACACCAACGUUACUAUAAACCGUGACACCGCAGAUGCACAGACCAUUCGCCAGACGAUCGCCUCCAAGAUCACAAGCAAUCCGAGCCUCAAGUUUGACAUAUAUCGAAUCGCAUCCUCCAACGCUCCGCUUGGCUACCCCUUAGACGACGACCAACUGCUCCUCACCUGCCUGCAAGAGCGCCAAGGCGUGCCACACUUCUUCGCUGACCUGUCCGUGAUACCCCCUCAUUUAGUGGUACAUUCAAAUUCUCAUCAAGUUUCACAUUCCCGAGUACUAUCAUCUCCAGCCUCUUUGUCGACGAUAGUUCCUGCCACACUAUUAAUGCCUGAACCAUGUGUCCAACGCGCAAGCGAUACGUCAUCAGUGACCAGGAGCAGUCCCAGUCUCCCAUCCGAUUCCGCCACUCGGCAUGACCCCGUUCCAAGCCGAUCAACCCAUCAUUGCCAAGACCUGAUCACGGACCCUGGCGGCAAUAUAGCAAUACCCGAACCAGCACAAAUAUCUCCCAUCACUCAGCCGUUCGAACGACAGACACGCAGAUAUUCUGUACCUUACUGGGAUGAAAGUCCCCCUAUUAUCGCUUCUCCCGGUUCAGACCAUGCUGUUUCCAGUCUUCUCAGAUAUCGUACACCUCAACCUGGGCAAACUCACAUGGUACAUGGAACAUUGUAUUCCGAACCUGGUAGGAUGUCCGAAGCUGAGGUGAUCAGGCAAAAUUCGGGAUACUCGGAAGGCGCAAAUUCGAGAAUGGAUGCUGGCUCUUAUCAAAGUCAAGCCUUUAUGGAGGGUCCGUCUCUCCAUGGGGGCUGUAAUAGAACAAUCAGCCGAAGGAUGACGGUGGAUGAAGUUCUGCAUGAACUCCAUAGUCAUGGAUGCAAAAGCAUGUCGCCCUAUGUAAACAGAUCGAUGUCUGGCGAUAAUCCGGUGGCGUAUGGUGGUUUUGGAGACAUCUAUCGCGGAGUACUCAAUAAUGGAGCAGAGGUCAGCCUGAAGUGUGUGAGGCUGGAGGUCGAUUUAGACGACGGUGGGCAAAGGAAGAUCAAGGAUGCUGCGCACGAGCUAUACAUUUGGUCGAAGUGUAAGCAUCCGAAUGUUCUGGAAUUAAUGGGGGUGACUCAGCACCGUGGUCACCUUGCGAUGGUUUCUCCAUGGAUGGAGAAUGGCGACCUUACCCGAUUUCUGGUUGAACACCCCUAUAUCGACCGGUACAACCUGUGUGCGCAAAUAGCUGAUGGAGUUGCGUAUCUACAUCAAGAAAAUGUGGUCCAUGGAGACAUAAAAGGGGCAAACAUCUUGGUAUCAAAGGACCUUACACCCAAGAUAACGGACUUUGGCACUGCAAGUCGAAUCGAUUGCACCCUCAAGUUUACAGAGACUAGUUGUUCUCAAACCGUGUCGAUUCGCUGGACGGCUCCCGAAGUUAUGGCCGAAACCAUCGACAAGAGCACUCCUGAGGCGGAUGUGUUUUCGCUUGGGAUGACAAUUCUAGAGGUGUUUACAGGAAACGUGCCUUUUCCUGGUGUAAGCACCCCUGCUGUGAUCUUGAAGCUUGUGACAGGAGGGCAUCCCGCCAGACCGGAAGAGCAUAUACCAACUGGCGAUGAUCGGGCAGACCUGUUGUGGUCGCUUCUGUCUGAUUGCUGGGCAUUUAAACCAGAGGAUAGACCAACUGCGGAUGAUGUGAAGUACAGAAUGAGAAUCAUCGGGUCGAUAUGA
Molecule: messenger RNA, 1968 nt
Organism: Rhizoctonia solani
Lineage: Eukaryota; Fungi; Basidiomycota; Agaricomycetes; Cantharellales; Ceratobasidiaceae
Product: Serine/threonine-protein kinase
Exons: 11
Coding region: 1-1968 (655 amino acids)
Biological process (GO): protein phosphorylation
Molecular function (GO): ATP binding; protein kinase activity
Source: RefSeq, a predicted model, not a curated record